AUGCCCUCCCGCGACCAAGGCGACAUCCCGUUGGGGUCUCCACAAUCCACAAACACAUCUUCUACGUCGAGACAGUCUGGCAGUUUUGAGCCUGGUGAAAUUCGCAAUACCAAUCCUGCACCAAUACAUGGUCCAAAUCAAGGCGUCGUUCCUCCAGGCCGUCGCCCUCUGAAUGCGACGACUCCCGAAUAUCAGGACGGUUGGGAAGCACCGGCGUUCCCUGGCUAUCGCUCGCAGCAGGCGGCUCAGGUGUCCAACGUCGCUGCGUACCAUAACAAUAAUAAUUUAGAUAGCGAGAGCUCUCGUGGCCGUGAGGUCGACGAAAGAGAUUCCAGGCCUUCCACUCUGGAGGAAGAUAUGGAAAGCUUGUUCGUCGCACAGACGCCUCAGAGUUACAAGGACUCUUAUGUGCCCACGCCGGCGGCUGCCACGAUGUCUGGUGGCCGCGGGAUCUCUGAGGACACGAUCGUCUACGCUGAUGGAUCGUCCCCGGCGACACUGGGUCGCAGUCUAGUGGCAGAUCAUGAGAGUCCUACUCCCGGCUUAUCCGGCCUAAGAAAGGAGCAGCAAGACGUGGACAUGGCUCAAUCAGAGCACAUGACACCAGCAGACCGCCCAAAGCGGGGCCCUACACGCUGCUAUGGCGUGCAUCCAGAUGCUUUUGACAUGGCCAACCCUGAUGAAGCCAGACUUGCCGCUCUAGUCAGGAAACGAAACGAGAAGCUCAGCCAACAAGAUCCAGACUUUCACGAAGACGACGCCGAUGAGGACCACGACUUUCACACUCCAGCGUCUGCUGUCGCCACUGAGGAGGACAUAGAGUCUACAUAUCCUCAGAGGGUCGAGAUCAACACGCCAUCUGCAUCCGAGAGUGAACAGGAGAUGGAUCUUGACGAGGACGAGGACAAUGACAAUGACAGAAAGGGACCCAUCACACCAACGAACAGGAAGCGCCCGUCUCCUGAACGCACCCUUUCAAACUCCGCCAAGAGACACCGCUCUGCCAACAAAGACAAGGAACCCAAAUUUCGCGCUAGCCAUUUCCAUAAACUCGAAGACACCGGGGCGGCCGAACGUCUCGCGAUUCUCAAGCAUAUCGGGAGGCUCUGGGGCAUGCCGUGUGAGAGAGCGAUCCCACAUGCACUAUGGCCACUGUCGUCCGGACCAGACGCGAAACCUCUGGCACCGAGGGACGUGGCCAAUCCAGGACUGCUGAGGAUCCGCGAGUUGGCGCGCAUGUCGCCCGGUGCAGAGGGCCUUCGUGCCGCAAUCGAGGCCCUCACCACCAUAACCGAGCUCAGGCCACGCCCGAAGAACAGGCUCUUGUAUCUGGCAGACGUCGACCGCGCCAUCAUGGUGCUCCACGAUCAAGCCGCUGCCGCAAACCAGGCGCCAGCACAAGAGCAGCCCUUCGCGGAUGCUCCGAGAAGCGAGCAGCGACAGCAGCCAGCAGUACGCCGUGAUAGCUCGAGGGGUUCUUCUGACGAGGGAUCCGUCCCCAUCAAGAAAGAAAUUAUACCCACUUCUCCAACGACUGGUCACUUGCGGCACAGAGCUCUGCUCGACCUCCGAGCGAGCGACUUACAAUCCCUCUCUGGAGACGAAUUCAAGCAAAUCUACCGCCUGCUGCAGAGUGAAAUGAACAGGAGACUGGACUCGAGCCGCCUCGAUGGCUCUUCCCAAGCCGCAGCGAUCUCAAUCGAUUAG
This is a messenger RNA of Lecanosticta acicola, 1707 nucleotides long. The record is from the annotation of a GenBank genome assembly. NCBI's taxonomy places the organism in Eukaryota, Fungi, Ascomycota, Dothideomycetes, Mycosphaerellales, Mycosphaerellaceae.